UUUAAACAGUAGUGCUAAAUACAUUACGCGAUACGGACGUACUGAUCAAGUGUACAUAAUUAUUCAUACUAACUAUUAAAACUUUUAAGUUUAUCGUCAUCAUAGUGUCAAUUUGAAUCUCCAUAAUGUACUCCCCAAAGCCGAGGCCUCCAAUGUCCAUUACCAACAAAGCAGGUGGUGAGGACAGCACAUUGUUGAGCACAAGACGCUGUUUAUUAACAUGGGCAUUCGUCAGACUGAUAGUUUCCUUGCUAUGGACUGGUAUUGUAAUAUUAGUGACUAUCAUAACAAUAGUCCACUACCAUGACAAAAAUUAUGUUAAUGACAAAGAUCGCUUGCUAUUCGAAGUUCCUGCUAUAGUAACACAAAUGGUCGAAAUAGGGAUGCUCGUCACUUUCAUCGUGGCUGGAUUUAAGAAAAGUGUAAAGUUGUAUGACGUUUACUAUCGUUACUGCAUCUUGACCCUGAUGCUGUACAUCGGAGCAGUGACCAUCAGUUUCUUCGUGGAAUACAAACAUUCACAUUACCUGCUAGAAAACUACAUCACUUAUCAUUUCGUUGAUUUUGGCGACGUCUUUAGUAUACCCGAUGCAUUAGUGUUCGGAUCGGCAGCUGUUAUUGAUAUUUGUCUUGAAAUUCUGCUGCUGCGUCUAAUCAAGAAACUGAUACUGAAAUACAGUUACAAUGCAGACUCAAAAACCACAACAGUGUGAACUAUUAUUUAUUUAUUUAUUUAUUUACACUUCUGUAUAACAUACGAUGGUGAACUUAAUUACGAGUGGCAUUCUCGAACAGUCAAUAUUAUGACAUCACUUUUAAUGAAUUAAUAGAUACUUAAUACUACAUAGAUAAUAAUAGCUACUUAGGUAAUUAUUAAAAAAAUAAUAUGUUAUUUUUGUAAGUUACUGAUUUUAGCUCUUGUACAAAGUUACUUUACAUUAUUCUACAGUUGUAAGUCGACAAUAAAUGUGUGUCAACAAAUCUUGGAUUUCUUUCAAAUGUGUGUGUCUAUUUGUAUCUAUGACACGGAGUUUCCCCUUCACGACACCUAUACACGCUGACAUAUUGAUGGUUGUUUUCCCGCAGCAGAACGAUUUCCCUUUAGUAGUACUAUCGAAUAAUGCAAGUUACUUUUUGAAAAAAUAU
This is a messenger RNA of Spodoptera litura, 1146 nucleotides long. RefSeq lists its product as uncharacterized. NCBI's taxonomy places the organism in Eukaryota, Metazoa, Arthropoda, Insecta, Lepidoptera, Noctuidae. The record is from RefSeq and is a predicted model, not a curated record.